Molecule: messenger RNA, 2262 nt
Organism: Cottoperca gobio
Lineage: Eukaryota; Metazoa; Chordata; Actinopteri; Perciformes; Bovichtidae
Product: espin-like protein
Exons: 5
Coding region: 1-2196 (731 amino acids)
Biological process (GO): actin filament bundle assembly
Cellular component (GO): cytoplasm
Molecular function (GO): actin filament binding
Source: RefSeq, a predicted model, not a curated record
AUGUCCAGUAAGGGGGCGUGUCUGCUGGUAAAAUACUUCCGUGAAGGCUGCUCUCGUGCAUCCUCACUCCUCGCUCCUCGGAGCUUUGGGAAGGUCUUCAAGAUAGCCCACCAGAACGACUUCCGGUUCAAGCAAGGAUCGAGGAGCGAGGAAAUAUCAAAUAAUCCAGUGAAGGAGGUGCUCCCCCUGCCUCGACACCCUUCCCCACUUCCUGUGACCUGUUCCUCUCUGACCCCUGCUGCCAUUUCAAAGAAAUACAACACAGGCUCCAUGCAGAAUGUGCAGGUGGCCUCCUCAGUGGUGACAUCGUUCAGCUAUCUGAAGCCUCCAGAGAGGGAUCUCACCCUGAUGUCCCACAUGAAGUCUAUUAAGUCUCUGAAGCACGCUGGCUUCACUGCCGUCUUCACUGGACAAACGAAGCUUGACAGUGAUGAGCUGAUGGACGAGGUACCAAUCGUCGAUGUGAUCCUGGCUGACAUCGACUCCCUGGUGCCCACUCACGAUGAAGCCGGCCGCCCCAUAGCAGAGUGGAAACGACAGGUGAUGGUGCGGCAGCUGCAGGUCAGGCUGCAGGAUGAGGAGGAUCAGAGGAGACAGGACAUGCCUAAUGACUACAUGCCAGUGGACAGCUGGAAGUACUCCCAAACCCACAACGCAGUCUUGGGGCCCUUUGGGGAGCUCUUAACAGAGGAUGACCUCGUGUAUCUGCAGCAGCAGAUCGAAUCUGUUUCCCUGCAGAAGCGCUGCCAGGCCUAUGAGCUGGAGCUGACCAGGCUGACCGAGGAGCUGCGGUCCAUUUUACCUGAUCCAAUCGUGAACAUCUCCAUUAACAAAGAGGUUCUACAAAAGAUGGACGCAGAGGGGAAAAUGCCCCUCGCUUUGCCAAUGUGGUGCAGUCGUGUCUCAGAGAUUGUUAAGAGUAUGUCGCUGCUGGUGGCUAAUCUGACGCAAACCACAGAAGAGGGGGGAGAGAGGAGGAUAGUGGAAGGCAUGAUGGAGGAGAUGAGGGGUUUGCAGGGGGUAAGCAAUAGUUUAGGAAUUGAUUUAGGCCAAGGAUUGCCGGAACAGGGCCAAGAGACGGUGACAGCACAUGAAGAGACCUUUAGUGGAUGUAGGAUUCCUCACAUAGGGAUGGCGUCCGCUUUUAGCCAUCGAUUGGAGACCAACAGCUAUAGCAGAGCACGGAGGGAGAGGGUGGAGAGGGAGAUCCAGCAGUCUGGGGUGUCGGUCAGAAACCUCAGAUCCAACUUUGAAGGUCAGAUUGGGGGCAUUUAUCCCUUCGCUGGCGUUAUGAAAGGAGGCCAGGUAAUGUUUGGAGCUCCAGAAUUAAACAACCAGAAUGCCAACACAGGCCUCAGCUGCGAGUUGAGCCACUGCGAUCCUCCUAAAAACCUUAUACCUAUAAUGGAGACUACUAGCUUAAGGAAAGAGCGUAUCGUGGUGCUGUUCCUGAGCCACUGGAAGAAAUCUGCAUAUGCUAUUUCAGUGAGAGCAGCGAGACGGAGACAGGGACAGGAAGCACUGUCAGGGAGAGUGACAGGAGCAUUGCCCCAACAGAAAAUCACCUCCAUGUUUCAAUUCUGCCAACAACGAUGUGCUGUGGACAAGAUGCUAAACUCCUGGAGGAAUAAAGUAGGUCUCAAAGAUUCACAAAAGUCCUGUUUGUCGUCCUCCUCACAAAAUCCACCCCCUCGAGUAACCUUCUGCCCAGAGCAAUUCCUGCCAGACGUGGAUGGUGUUGCAGUGACCCACGACAGCUUGACCCUUGACCUCUUCAUGCUGGGAUACUUCCACAUCCUAGAGCAAGAGCUGUCAUCGGAGGAGAGGAAGAUGAGACAUCUACUCUGCUUCGAGGUCUUUGACCAUGUAGGCUGUUUCUCCUGGGAGAUGGUGAGGGACUUCCACAAGGCUGUUCUCAAGGAAAUCCAGGCUGGGAGUCGACAGUGGAGCGACGGCUUCGAGGACAUCAAAGUUCGCUUCUUUGGGGACUCGAGACCGUGUCACUGUCCAUCGCCAUCAUUGUUGCCAGAUUCCAGACUCGUACCCAAAGUUAUAGUUCAAACUGCAACUCCAGAAGAGUGUGGCAGUGACACAAACUUCUCUUGCUUCAACAACGAAGACAUUUGUAAAUAUAUUGACCGCAGCUUUGCUUUCUGGAAGGAGAAGGAGGCAGAGCUGUUUGAAUUUGCACAUUAGUAUUAAGGUUUUAUUUGAAAUUUUUGCACAAAAUGAUGACAUGUUGGUGUGUUUAUUUUUGGUUAA